UCAAUCAGUUGCAAUGGCUUCAAGACUAACUGCACAACUAUUUUCCAAAACUCUUCGUCAAAAUGUCUCACAAAAAAGAUUGUUUCGUUCUAGACCCGAAGCGGAGAUCACUAGAAAGUUGAAAGUAUAUCAAAUGGAUAAUGAAUUGCCCGUAUAUUUGAAGGGCGGUUUUGGAGAUAGAGCCCUAUUUGUUGUAACGUGCGGUUUAGUAGUUGUAGGAGUGUGCCUCAGUUAUGGAACCUUGGUUAUGAUGGCUAUGCCCAAAAAGAAAUCAUAAAUGUAACUGAUCAAAAUACACAUGUAUGAUGUAGGAUGAAUUAUAUAAUAUACUACA
Aethina tumida (small hive beetle) is the source of this 334-nucleotide messenger RNA. It is a transcript of the gene COX7AL2, whose product is annotated as cytochrome c oxidase subunit 7A1, mitochondrial. The transcript has 2 exons. The record is from RefSeq and is a predicted model, not a curated record. Bases 14 to 277 code for a protein of 87 amino acids. NCBI's taxonomy places the organism in Eukaryota, Metazoa, Arthropoda, Insecta, Coleoptera, Nitidulidae. Gene Ontology annotation, biological process: mitochondrial respirasome assembly; mitochondrial electron transport, cytochrome c to oxygen; regulation of oxidative phosphorylation.